Molecule: messenger RNA, 375 nt
Organism: Maudiozyma saulgeensis
Lineage: Eukaryota; Fungi; Ascomycota; Saccharomycetes; Saccharomycetales; Saccharomycetaceae
Source: the annotation of a GenBank genome assembly
AUGAAUAAAGAACCAGGCCAUAAUUUAACAAGAGAAUUUAAUAAAUUAACCUCAAGAAAUGAGGAACUAGCUAAACAAGACAAUACUCUUCGGAGAGAAUAUACAACUUUAUUUAGAAAAGUGUCAAGUCUCAUAGCUACAUUAAGACAAAUGGAUGAUGAUCUAAAGAGUAUGGAGACAGAAGAUGAACCACGAUUGAUCUCAGAGAAUACAUUGGAAGUAGCACCUGCUUUAGAUUGGUAUAAUUCACAAAUAAGUAUAAUACAAAAAGUACCAGAUUCAGAAGAAUUUGAACUUCCGAAAGAAUUAUUAGAUUCUUAUAAAAUAUAUAAAAAUACACCAUUGUUGUAUAAGGACGCACAAGAAUCGGAAUAA